Messenger RNA from Candidula unifasciata, 575 nucleotides. The record is from the annotation of a GenBank genome assembly. NCBI's taxonomy places the organism in Eukaryota, Metazoa, Mollusca, Gastropoda, Stylommatophora, Geomitridae.
AUGCAGCCAUUGCAUAAAGUGACUACUGAAGAACUGCCUGUUUUACUUGAAUGGGUGGCUCAGUAUUUCCCUGGCACAUGCAAGAUUCACGGUACAAUAAAUGAGAUACUCAGUGGACGUUGGCAGGGACCCGACUUUUACACUUUAGGAUGGCCGGACAUUUUGGCCGUUGGCGAGGGUCCUGUUGAUGCUUCCAAAAGUCAGUGUGCAAAUUUCUUCAACGACACCCGCCAUACCAGUGUCUACUCGCCAAAUCCUGUACAUGCUGAGGAACUUUUGCGUAGGUCGGAAUUUCUGGACUGGACAAAACCCAUUCUUUUUCAUGCAACAGACUACGACAUGGUGAAGAUCGCAGAGAAAGUCAGUAAUUCUACAGGGACUAAAUACAAUCAGUUAAUUCUGACUGAACUGAUGGCUGCGUAUCCCGGAGAUAUUCAACCAAGACCAGUUCCCGAAGGGUUUGAACUUCGACAGUUAGAUCCCGAUCGUGACGCCGAGUAUGUCGCCUCCACAGGGCCCCUCCAAAGAAAGCACACUGUUCCAUAUCUGCGCGAAGUACUGAAGAUUUUUCCAUC